Molecule: messenger RNA, 3245 nt
Organism: Laetiporus sulphureus 93-53
Lineage: Eukaryota; Fungi; Basidiomycota; Agaricomycetes; Polyporales; Laetiporaceae
Product: ARM repeat-containing protein
Exons: 21
Coding region: 1-3078 (1025 amino acids)
Biological process (GO): protein import into nucleus
Cellular component (GO): cytosol; nuclear envelope
Molecular function (GO): small GTPase binding
Source: RefSeq, a predicted model, not a curated record
AUGCCCACAAAGGUCACGCCUGCACAGGGUGAGACAGUCUCGCCUGACGAACUCUACGAUGUUCUAUGCGGCGCCGCAUCUCAGGACCCAGCGGUGCUGCAGUCCUCCGCCAUGCGGUUGAAGCAGAUGCUCCAGUUGUUCGGCGCUUUCAAUAUCUUGCACGAAAUUGCAGCCCAGAAAACAGUUCCGCUUCCAGUGCGCCAGCAGAGUAUUAUUCAGUUCAAGAACGCUGCGUUGGGCCAUUGGCGGUCGAGGAGGUUCCUAUCCGAUGAACAGCGUGUGAGCAUACGUGGUCGAUGCUUGUUAUUACUCGACGAGAGUGAUGACGUCAUUUCCGAAUGCAACUCGGUCAUUAUUGCAAAGAUUGCACGCGCAGACUACCCUCAGCACUGGCCUGACCUCAUACCACAAUUGUUGGCUGUGAUCAACGGAAGCAUAGAAGCGCGUUCUACAGAUCUCAGCAUGAGCUCCGCGAUGCCUCUCCGUCGUGCAUUAGAAGCAAUGAAUGCUAUCUUGAAAGAGUUCAUGAGCUUGAAGCUCCCCGCAGGAAUCAAAUCAAUGGCCGAGCUCGUACAACAGCUUCAUCUAGUAAUGAUGGGUCACUACUCUCAAGUGACGAUGUCAUUCUCUUCCUCAAUAACGCCUGCCAGCAUCACGCAACCACAUGUAGUGGAGGAUCUGCUUGUAGCUCAUCUUGUGUUCAAGUGCGUCGUUAAGAUGGCCGAAUGGAGCUGGAAUCGCCUUGUCAAUGCCAAAUUCGUAGAUGUUGAACCGUGGAUACACCAACUAUUCCAAGCAUCCGCAGUACAGCUACAAACAUUGUCUGAAUUGCGGAUCAGUCUUGUCUCUGCUACUCAGAUGCAGCCAUUGACUAGCAUUGGGCAGCGUUCUCUGGAUCUACUGACUCGUCACGUCCGUCUCUUUGGAAAGCUCUUCCAGCGCAUGCAGAAGUUGAGCCCCAGUCGAUUCGUUACCCUUCCGAUGAGCAGUGAUCUCGUGCUGUAUUAUUGGAGUAAGGUGGUGCAAGCAUCCAGUGCUCCCCCAGAGUACACCGCAGACACUCCCACUGCUGUAUUUCCUGUCCGCUUUCUGGUGCAAGCUAUGGUCCUGUUCAAGGACAGCCUACCGCAGUGGGCGCCUGUGCGUAAGGACGGGACCGAAAAUGUGACAUCUUUGACCAAGGAGUUCGUGGAAAAUGCUGUGAAGCUGUUAGUCACGCGUUUCAUUCCAUUGAAUACCGGCGAUCUGCAGGAAUGGGAGGCCGAUCCGGAAAAUUGGGUCAAUGUCGAAGAACAGGAAAACGAGCAGUGGGUCUUCGAGCUCCGCCCAUGUGCCGAACGAGUUGUUAUGACACUUUCUACCAACUACCAUCAAUAUGUCAUACCUCUUCUCCAAAUGACCUUCGAGCAGAUGGUCGGUGCCGCAGGGCAACACCCAAGUGAUCUUGACAGUGUCGUUCAAAAGGAAGCGCUGUACUGCGCCAUCGGGCGAUGCGCGCAGAAAUUGAAAGGUGUCAUUCCUUUCGAGCAGUGGUUAGAACGCACGCUUGUCAGAGAAGCCCAGGAGACUAACCCAAGCUAUCCCAUCCUAAAGCGCCGUAUCGCUUGGUUGGUUGGCAAAUGGGUCUCGGUGGACUGCUGUCCCGCCAAUAAUGCGCUGAUCUGGCAAAUUUUGCUCUAUCUGCUGCAGGAUCGCGGCCCUGGGACGGACGAGGUCGUGCGGCUGACAGCAGCCAUGGCAUUACGAGAGUGUCUGGACACAAUCCAAUUUGACGUUAAUGUGUUUGUUCCCUUCUUGCCAGCGGUAGUGAAUGAACUCGAACGGCUGACAGCAGAAGCGGAGACGUUGGAGAGCAAGCGUCGCGUUGCUCGUAGUCUCAAUACAGUCAUUGAGCGUGCUGAAAGUCGCAUUGUCCCUUUGAUACGCAACAUCGCUGGACCUCUGCCUCAACUGUGGACAACUGCCGGAGAAGAUUGGCUCUUCAAGGUUUCGCUACUCGAGACAGUGACAAAAUUAAUAGAGUCCUCGAAAGAACAUUCGGUGCCUCUGAGUAGUCUCGUCGUGCCUCUAGUGCGUGACAGCCUGUCACCUGGAUCUAUACUCCACUUGGACCAGGAUGCCAUGAUCUUGUGGCAUAUGGCACUGCGAAAUACCGUUACUUUGGAAGGAGUAGACGGCGGCCCAGGAUUGAUCGAACUGUUCCCUAUUGCCAUUUCGCUGCUUUCUGAAAACCUGGACUUGCUGGGAAAGAUCGUCGACAUAAUCGAGUCGUACUACCUGCUGGAUCCCGCACGUGUGCUUCAGCCUUUUGCGGUAGAUUUGUUCCGUGCUUAUGUCAAAGCGAUCAAGCAAGCGAUGGGAGUGAACAUCACGAGCAUGGCGACAAGUUUGACAAUACUUUUCCAAAUUGCUCCGUCUGCGCUGUGGGGAGAGGCGCUACACGUUUCAGGACUCUUCGCCCUUCUGGUCAAGACUUUGGUUGAUGACAAGGCAUCCACGCCUGUUCUGACAUCCUAUAUUUAUGUGAUGGCACGAAUAGCCUUUGCGGACAAGCAACUAUUCCUGAACCUGAUGUCCGGAGCAGCGCCGAUUCUAGAAACUAAAGAAACAGAACUUUGGGAGGGUGUCUUGAAUCAGUGGUGGACCAGGUUCGAUAACAUGUCAGAGCCUCGUCUCCGGAAGUUGGCGGCAAUGGGCAUAACAAGCCUUGUAUCCACCGGUCGGCCCGAAGUUCUCGACCGCCUCUCCACGGAGAUUUGCAACCUCUGGAUGGAUGUCUUCAGUGAGAUCAAGGAGGCGCAAGUGCAAGAUGAAGACGAUCCGACUCUAGUGGCCUACUGGGAUCAGCCGACCAACUCCUUCUACAAAGAGUCCGAAAACACUCUUGAGUAUGCUCGCCGCAAAGCUCUUUAUGAUAAUGACCCUGCACGAACUAUCCAGUUGACCGCUUACGUCGCCGCUCGGGUGCAAGAGGCCGAGAGUGUGUGCGGGGGGUCGGCUGAAUUCAACAGGCUGUACCUCGAGGACGCCGACCCCCUUGUCUUGCAGCAAAUCGGUGCAGAACUGACACGCCGAUGAAUUUUGCUGUGCGUACUGAUCUGUUCGACAUUGCAGCAGCACUCAACCACUGCUUGACGAUAGGAAUCGCCCGUGAAGUAGCGAAUUUACAUGGCUCCAUAAUGUACCUAAUAUGUAGCUUGAAGUGCAUAACGAUGGAAUGGAUCCCCAUUUGAAAGAAGACGCAA